GCGAUCGAAACGCCGAAGGGGAAGUGUCGCCGCUCCCCGCAAAACGUUCCUACUUUUUUCGAAGUUCUCUCUACUGGUUUUGUUUUAAAGUUUUGCAAAGAAGUUUUAUGUGUCCAGUCUUUUAUCCUGUUGAACAUAAAGGUUAAGAGACUGUAUUCGGCCGCGUAGUUUAUUGAGUUUUACGUUGGUUGUGUUUUUUGUUAUUGUUGAGUUUUUUUUUGUUUGGUGAAUCGUGUCGGUCCGGAGACCGCCCGGUCCCGCACCAGCUUGGACGCGCCACGAACAGACCCCAGAGAAGAGCCUUUAGGGCGUGUAGUUGUGGUGCUAAGUGCGAGCGCUCGCCGCUCCAACCGUCAAGCUGGCAGCGAGCGCGUUGAGCAUGAACCCGCACUACCACGGGUACACGGAGCUCAGCUCGCCGCACCCGCCGUCGCCGGAGGCCGCCUUCGCCGCCAACGGCCACGACUACCCCCACAACAACAACAACCCGGCGCUGAAGGAAUGCGCGGGCUGCGGCGGCAAAAUCGUCGAGCGGUUCCUCCUCCACGCCCUCGACAGAUACUGGCACCACGGCUGCCUCAAGUGCACGUGUUGUAACCAAGCUCUUGCGGAUAUGGGUCGCUCUUUCUAUUUCAAAAGUGGAAUGAUAUUAUGCAAAAACGACUACACGAGAAUGUUCGGCACGGGAGGCGCGUGCGCAGCGUGCGGGCAGGCGAUUCCGGCGAGCGAAUUCGUCAUGAGAACGAACGCGCCUCAACAGCCCCUACACGUCUUCCACAUAAAAUGCUUCGCGUGCUCAAAGUGUGGCUCACACCUUAUGCAGGGCGAUAGGUACUAUAUGCUCGCGGGGUCACUAGUCUGCGAACAGGACUGGCAGAAACUAAUGAAGAGUGCGAAUGCGUCCGGCCCUGUCGCGCCCGUGCGCAAGGGCAAGGUGGGGCGCCCGCGUCGCUCGAGAGAAUGAGCCCCGGCGCCCGCGCCGAUAGCGCAGCCCCACUCACACAGGGACUAUGAGGAGAUGAUGGCCUGUUCUUACCUAAGCGCGGCGGCUAUGAAGCCCGAGCACUCGGGUGCUGCCUGUUGGACGCCGCCGAUGAUACCCGGUUCCUCCUCGGAGCUUGAGUCCAUCCCGAUGGCUCCGCCGUACCUGAGGGCCCCUGUGGGCGCCCUCGGCCUCCUGCCCCCGGCGCUCCCGGUCCUCCCGCAGGAACCAGCCCUCGACCUCACCACGGCUCUCAAACCCCAAUUCCCGUCUUCGCCCAGUGACGAGGCAGAGUGAAGUGUUGUGUCACAGACUUUUAAACAAAAACUUUUAACGAUUACUACCAGUGGUCAGUAAUAUUUAUGUCACUGAACUGUUAAAUUAUAACUUAGAAUAGAACAUACAUAUUUAAUUUCGGUUGUGAAAAAUUAUGUAAAAUUUUACUCGCUAUGUGUAAAUUUCGAAUUGCAGAAUGAGGCGUGUCUAACACAAAGAUGUUGUUUCUUAUUUAUCGUGAUAAUAAGGGCAUGAGGAAAAGUAGACAAAUUUUUAAAUCUAAGUGAAAUAAUCAUUCGUUAAAAAAGUUUUCAUGUUGAAAAUUCAUCGAACAACUGUUAGAUCAACGAAAAUGUUUACGAUUGUUAGAAAGUUGCUUUUCUAGUUGAAUUUAUAUUAAUUUCUUUUGGUGUUUUAUCAAACUUGAAAACAUUGUCGCGUAUCGAGUCUUGCCAAUGAGAGUACCAUUUGAUAAAUUCUUCGUUUGUGACAUCAGCCGUGUUCUUGCACUCAUCUCUGUGAUUUACAAUCUUGCUGUGUAAAUAAAUUUCUCGAAUAAAAUUUGUUAUUUCGUAUAUAAACGACGAGCAAUAGUUAGCUCGUUAUAUUAUUCGUUUAACUGUAAAUACUAGCAUAGAUAGUUGUAAGUAGACACAUCUUGUACCUAAAUCGAUAAAAAAUUACUAGCAAUAAAUCGAUGCCAACUAUGAAGUUUAAAAAUCAUUAUAGCGUUCUUUGUAUAUAUUGAUCUGUUUUACCAUCAAUUUAUUAUUCAUAUCGAUUUAAAAUGUAUACAGUAAGUUAUCUUAAACGCUAACAUUGCUUUUAAGUGCAAAUGUACUUACACGUGUCAAUCGUCAUGUAUAUUUACUUAAAGCCGGUUGCACACAACAAGCACUUCCCCAAGCUUUGGCGGAUUCGGCAUACAUUGCUGGUUAUUCAUUGCGGUAAAUAAAUCCUCUCAAAUAAACUACGCAAAGUUCGCACGUGCGUGGGCAUCUGUCCGAGUUCGGCGAUAGGGUGUAGCCGGCAUAAUAAUUACUCCAUCUUGCCAUAAGCCGUAAAAUUAUUUUACCUAGAGUAUGAUCGAUGUGUCUUGAACUAUUACCAGUUUUUCAACUACCUAUUUAAAGUACCUACUAAGUAACAGUUGAUACAACGUCGAAUAUUCAAAAGUAUUAUAGAAUUAUCUGUCUCAUAUGUGUGUAUAAUUAUAUAAUAUUAGUAAAUUAAUAAAUACUGGUAUUAUCUAAAAGAUCUCUGUCAUUAGUUGAAUAUUGUUUCUAUUAAAGGUAAUUUAGUGUUCUCUGGAUCAUACAGUGCACUAAGUUAAUUUUCAAUCAUCGAAAAGCAAAAUCUAAAUGACACUAAAACUUAAAUAGAUGUAAGAUUAUUCUGAUGAUGAGAUGAUUUUUACCCAGCAAAGAUGUAUGCUAAAGGCCGGACUUUAACCUGGCUUAUAUAAACACAUCUCUAAUCCAAUUUACAGUGAACAGCACAUCAAUCUAGGGUAGGGUCAAUGCAAAUUCGCCACUAUUACCGUCACAUAGGGGUCCACUCUGGGUAACUUGACAUGCUGUCAAUUGUAACUAAUACCUAUUGUAGUUAUAUCACACAUGGCAAAAAUAUGAUAAGUUUUAUUUCGUAUGGGUUAUGAUAAGCCCAAUGUAAAUUUUAUAUUUUAUGAACAGUAGGAAUCUUACCGAAUAUUUGUUAGAUACAAAAUAGUUUUAACCAAGAGCUUUUGAACCAUAAUUAAGGCUAUUUGAAUUUAAUAGUCACAUCGACAUACAUAUUCUGCCGUCAUAAUGAAAAAACACGCAUCUGAGAUUUUUUUCAAAAUGAGUUGUACUUAUAAGUAGGUAUGUCAUGAAUCAGGAGAUAUAAAAACGCCCACGCAGUUUGAAUUAACUCUAAUAUUAGGAGAUCCAAUAGGCAAUGUUAUAAGAAUUAUAAAUAUACUUACUUAAAACCACCUGAUGAGGCGGGCUCAUCACCUACCUACCUACCAAAACCUACGUUGCAGGAUAAUUAAAACCAGUUUUACAAAUGGUUAGUUGGGAUUUGGGGUGGUACACAGAAUUUUACUCAAUUUCGAAAGAAAAUGCCAGCUACGUCUUUUUCCCGUAUGACGGCAGUAUUAAUGUUAGCGUUUAGUGAAUCUUGCCAUCAAACCAUUGUUUAAUUUAUGAAACUGCCCCCACUUAUAAUGUCGUAAAUUCGAGAUGGGACAAAGUUUGGGGCAGUUUGUUAAGGGAUGACAGUUGUGGUGUUACCAGUCAACAAAGAAAGAACAUACAUUCUAGUAUAAGAGAGUCGAAGAAGGGAGAAAAUAAAAAUUUUGUAAAUUA
Molecule: messenger RNA, 3609 nt
Organism: Plodia interpunctella (Indianmeal moth)
Lineage: Eukaryota; Metazoa; Arthropoda; Insecta; Lepidoptera; Pyralidae
Exons: 5
Coding region: 380-964 (194 amino acids)
Source: RefSeq, a predicted model, not a curated record